AGAAAAACGAAGCAUCUUGGUUCAUUUUCAUAUUUUUCUGCUACCGAAAAUCGAAAUUAUCCCAAUUCUAAGCACAGGUUGAGGAUAACAGCAGCUAGCAAGGACACGACAGAUUACAACGCAGAUAUGUGAUCUCAAUAGCGAAGACGGAAGACACAUUAGAGAAACAAAAAUACAGUGUUAUAGAUACCUCGAUUUUGCUCCGACAAGAAAUAAAACGGCAAAAGAAAAUCAACAAAACCGACAAUGCUGUCCAACAACAAGCGGAAGCGCAACGACAAAGCCGCUAAAGGCUCGGCGGAAAAUGCUAUCAAAGCAAAAAAGAGCAAAACCGACGAGCCAACGGUCGGCACCAGCAGUCCGACGGAUAAGGACGAGGAGGACUUGAGUGAGGAAGACGAGGAGGAAAUUUCUCAUCAACAGGAUGAGCAAAGCCGACCGGGCUCCUGCGACGAGGACGAGAUAAGCCAGGAACAUGAAGAUUCUCAAGACCAGUCCGAGUCCGGCGAGCCCGUGAUGCUUGCCCCGGUGACCAUCCUCGGGCACCGGGUUCUCCCCGGCGUCGUGAAGCACACGGUGCUAGAGAACCAGCCGCUGGGGGUGUUCACCUACGAGGACAAUUUCCGGAACGCAGAGGAUUUGGAAACCGCGAAGCAGCAGUGCGAGAUCCUGCAGACCAAGCCGAAGACGUCCGACGCGGAAAACGAAAACUACUCCGCGGGGAACACGUACUGGAUCGGGGCAAAUGACGAGCCGAAGUUUCUGUUGGAGAAGCUCGCGAAGGAAAUUUUUUUGCAGUACACCAAGGAAAUCCCCAUCGAUUUUGAGGAUAAUGUGGACGAAUCCGAGAAUAAUUCCGAUGAUGAAGAUGGACAACAAGAAGCUGGUGCUACUUCUUCCGCGCAGGAGAAGAUGCAGGAACAGAUUUCCCUGAACAAGUCUGGCAGCUUCCAGAUGCGUAUCACAAGAAAAAGUGUUAACAUUAACGGUUUUCACAGAUGGCAGUCAUGCAUAUACAAAUUUCGCCUUCCAUGCAUGCUAUGCAAUACAAAUUUGCGCACCUUUUCUGAUGCAUCACUGCAUCACAAAUUCCGUUAACGUUAACACUUUUUUUUGUGAUAAUGCGCCGGCGUGUCCCCCCGGCUCUGGUGAAGAAAAACGAGCAGGAAACGUUGAAAUCAAAAAGCGAUGUUGGAGUAGAGCAGGAACAAGGUACCGGAGUCGCGGCAGUGGCAGGAGCACCUGCUUCAGGAGACGCGGAACAAGAAGACUCCAACGAGGAUUUUUACAUCUGCAAUCCGUGCAAGGAUGAAGAUUGCACGGAACUACAAGGUGGUAACGAAUCCGGUACCGACGCCGAAAGGAAUGAACUCCUCGGCCGGGAUAUCGAAAGAAAAAAUCCCCCCUCCCCAUAUCGAAACGGAAUUUCUGCUGCUGGAUUUGUGUACACAGAUCAGCUUUGUAUUGCAGAGAGGCAUUCUUGCGGCCAGGCCCCAGGCUAGGUAGGGGCGUAUGGGUCUAGUUGUUCAGCAUGGCAAACGGCUUCCCUUUAGGCGCAAUAGCAUUACAAAUCGCGUCCAUCAUGGGGCGGAAGCUUCUGCCCUUGUCUUCUUGCAAUACAAAUGUGAUUUGUGACCGGAAAUCAGCAACGCAAAUUUUCGGAAACAACCCUGCUCAAUAUGGGGAGGGGGGAUUUUUCCUUCUGAUACGGGAUUUGACGGCGCCGGUCCCGGCGAGUAUUUCCGGGGCGGAGUACUGGGCGGUGGUGUUGGAUGACAAGGAAAAAGAAGACAGCGACAACGUGGACCUGCACUUCGACAAGGAUUACAUUUUGGAGGAGGAUCACAAGGUGAACUUGCACCCCUUAUUCGGCUCGGUGUUGUACUUGACCAACCACGGGGCGCCGACGGUCGUGACCGCCCAGCGGGAGGAGUACAUGCCGGCGAUCACGUUCAACUUGUCCCCGGAGAAAGGUCUCGACAGUAACGAAAACAUGUGCGUCGUCUCCUAUCCGCGAGCCGGGAAGCACGUCGUGUUCGACGGGCAACUGUUGCAUUUCGCGGACGGAUAUCAACUGCAAAAGUGUCUGGGUCUGGAAGGAUGCAAGGUUUGUCAUGCACAGUCUGCAUGACUCCUGACGUCUGUGAGGCAUGCCCUAGCAUCACAGAUUUUGUGAGGUGGGCUUCCUGAUGCCUAUAACGCAUGAGAAAUGCCCUCUCGCCGUGGCAAAAACUGGACCUCUUUAUUUGCUGUUUAUGGUGCAAUCCAGAUUUUUGUAGUAUCCAAAUGCAGCAUCACAAGUUGCAACCUUGCAGACCCAGACAUAUUUGCACUGCAUAACGGAAGUCUCGCGCAGCAGAAGGCGGAGAACAGGAAGCGGAUCGCCCUGUUGGUGAACAUAUCAAAUGUAAAAAUGUCUAGGUCUGGAAGAAUGCCACUUGUGAUGCUAACUUUGGAUUCUAAAAAAAUCUGUAUUGCAUGACCAGCAAGAGGCGCCCAGUUUGUGCUACGCGGGGAGGGCAUUUGUCAUGCGGGAUAGGCAUCAGGAAGGCCUGUAGAAACACGUGAUGCUAGAUCAUGCAUUACAGACAUCCUGAGUCAUGCAAAGUAUGCAUGACAAACCUGCUAAGCUUCCAGACCCAGACACUUAUACAUUUGAUAGAGCAUCUGGGUGGGGCACCGCCCGGUGGAAUGUCUCCGAAUGGAGGAAGACACGGGGAAGAGAAAAUUGUUGGAGAAAAUCAUCGCGGUAGAGAAGAAAGAAAACCAAAAUAAGGUCAAAGAACAAGCAGAAGGAACAAAGGAACAAAAAACUGCUUUGUCCUUCACCAGUCCCGGCCUGAUCCACGUUGUGAAUGACAAGCACGAGGUGGACCAGGAGUGCCAAAAAGCUUGCACCUUCUCGAAAAAGUUCAAAUCCUCCACCAACCAGUACGAGUUUGGGCGAUGCGAUUGGGUCAAUUUUGAGGCUGUGGCGGAAGAUGCAAAAGAAAAAUUACCCUCGACUCUGUUUUACCCGCCAGGGGGAGUGAUUGAUGUCAGUGAAGAAGGCAAGAACGGCCGCGGGCCUGGAACAGCAGCUCCUGUAGGAAGCGCUAUGAAGAAGAAGGCCGCUCCUGGUGCUGCGAAGAAAAAGCAAGAAGAACAUCCGCCCCCACCUCCGGAGGAGCCGAUGGAUGCGGAGUUGGUCGAAUCUUUGAUCGGGCAGGGUGAGGCUUUGAAGACGGUCUUCCUCACCACCCAUUUCCCGGGCCGUGACGCGGGCAACAGAAAGCCGCACGGACUGACCAUUCGGGGGAGCAAGCAGAAGAUGGGAAAUGAGAAAGAAGAGUGCAACAAGCACAAGAAGCUCUUCGACCCGGUCAUUCGACUAACGACGAAAUUUAUGUGAGAUGAAGUAGAUGAGAACAACAACAAAUACAAAAAACCGACCCGCACGGGGCGUAUUGCCGCGUUGUUGACCACGACCUGUGGGAGUAAUUGUACGGCGCUUUACUUUUAACUUUUACUUUUGCAAAUAACGACGAAGAACGAGACGAAAAAUUGAAGGCCGGUGUGUGGCAAUGAGUGGCGCCACAACGAUACUAUCCUCUUUUUCAGGCUCAGACUUCCUCAUCACUACUGCGCAGUAGUACGACUCGAUACACGACUCUACGUAUAUGAGAAGAUGAAACCAAAACACGAAAUCGUAGCCUUGACCUUGAGGAGCUUCACAACAU
Amoebophrya sp. A120 is the source of this 3719-nucleotide messenger RNA. NCBI's taxonomy places the organism in Eukaryota, Dinophyceae, Syndiniales, Amoebophryaceae. The record is from the annotation of a GenBank genome assembly.